Lingula anatina is the source of this 1919-nucleotide messenger RNA. RefSeq lists its product as uncharacterized. Gene Ontology annotation, molecular function: RNA polymerase II general transcription initiation factor activity; core promoter sequence-specific DNA binding; protein heterodimerization activity. Gene Ontology annotation, cellular component: negative cofactor 2 complex; nucleus. Gene Ontology annotation, biological process: transcription by RNA polymerase II. Lineage: Eukaryota; Metazoa; Brachiopoda; Lingulata; Lingulida; Lingulidae. The record is from RefSeq and is a predicted model, not a curated record.
GAGUGCAUAUGAAGUGUAAUUCCGCUUCCUGUCGUAAUAUUUGUUGGCAGGUCAAAGUUGGGUUAACUCUAAAUCAAAAUGCCAAGCAAAAAGAAAAAAUACAAUGCUAGAUUUCCCCCGGCAAGAAUCAAGAAGAUUAUGCAAACAGAUGAUGAUGUUGGCAAAGUGGCUGCUGCUGUACCAGUUAUUAUUUCAAGAGCUCUUGAACUAUUCAUAGAGUCCCUGAUAUCCAGAGCUAAUGAUAUUACACAAUCAAAACAUGCCAAAACUCUUUCAGCUGCUCAUAUGAAGCAGGCCAUAGAAUCAGAGAAGAAGUUUGACUUUUUACGUGACCUAGUAGCUAGCAUUCCAGAUGUCCAGUGCGAGGAAGGAGACGGAGAGGGAAGUGUUCACACUGCUAAUAAUGCUGAGGACAAUGCCCCAGUGUCUGGUACAAGACCAUGGAAAACAGGGAGGCCCAGGAAGUCGAGAAGUGGCCAACAUGGAGAAAACAGUUCUACGGGAAGAAGAAGGACGGAAGUGACCUCAGAUGAUGAAUCCACUGAGGAUGCAGACACAGAUGAAGGUGAGGAUGAGACUGGAGAGGAUACUACCCAGUCUAGUGGUAGCAUACCAUUUGCACAGCCCCCACCAGCAGCACAACCAGAAGCCCCCAGACCAGUAUUUGCAGCCCCUCCGGAAGGAUACAAUUAUCAGCAUCGUCCUGGUCCAUACCCGAGUCCAUUUCAACCACAGGGUCUCCCACAGUAUUUACCUCAUGGCAUCAUGCCACCAAUGCCACAGACUAUGGGCAUAUUGCCCCAAGAAAGAACUUUUACACCCCCUGUAGUGCCGCCAUCUAGUGACAGGGGUAAUACAAAGGAUGAUGAUUAUGAUACUUAAGGGAGACUCCUAAUUCAGUUCAAGUGUUUUUGAUUUAAACUGGAGGCACAUUCUGCAUACAGAUUUUAAAUUUCUUUUUCCUAAUCCGAAUGUGAGGUGGAACAGUUCAAUUGUUUUGAAAAGUAGUUAUGAUGUUUGAGUGUGAUGGACUUUGAAUUUGCUGUUUUAUAUGUUUGUGCAAAAGAAGCACAUUUUUAGGUAGUUACACUGGACUUGUGAAUACCAGUUAAAUAUUUGUUAAUUUCAAGAAGGUACAACACUAACCUUAACCAAUAAUUUUUUAUGUACAGACUUUUUUUAAAAAUUAAUAAUAAUAAUAUCAUAGGAUGAAAUAUGCUAGUGGCUUAUAAUCCAAAUCAAGCAUCUGCACACUUCUGCAAUAUUGAUUCUAAAUAUCAGAGUACUGAGUCCUGAUAAAUUUGUGGAAAAAAAGAAUGAAUGACAUUAUAUUUUAUUACUACCAACAAAAAGUAUUAUCAACUUUGUUAAUUUUGUUUGUCAAAUAUACGAAUUCAAGAGCAGACCCCUUUUCUUCAUCAGAGGCCCAUAUAUAAUAAAUAUAAAUUUUAAUCAGAUGUAUAAAGGAGAAAACAAAGUGGGCUUAACAAAAUAAUAAAUUUCAUUCCCAAUACGCCAUCUUGGACACUGACACAGUAAACACUACAAAACUGACCCCAAGUUGAGCAUGGUAGGCCGUGUGACUUGUUUACAUAGGUCUUCUAAGUCAUGACUAGACUUUAUUGCAUUAUUUUGAUCUUUCUAAUUUAUUCAAGUUAUCAAUUUGCUUAAAAAUGAACACUGGUUUCCGCCACAUUGGGAUCACUGUAUAGAGUUCAAUUUGUUCACAGCACCACAGUGGGAGCUGUCCUCAUUUCUUGUUACAGCAAGAGUUAAUCUUGGUCCACUGUAAUUUGUAUCACAGCAGAGAUGUCAGAGGCAUUUCUUAUCCUUUGUUGAAAAUGACUUCAGAUUAUCAUUUUAUUAAUAUCACCUUGUAAACCAGAUAUAAAUAAUAAUACUGGUACCACAUAUUGUUA